Molecule: messenger RNA, 1289 nt
Organism: Filobasidium floriforme
Lineage: Eukaryota; Fungi; Basidiomycota; Tremellomycetes; Filobasidiales; Filobasidiaceae
Exons: 7
Coding region: 62-835 (257 amino acids)
Biological process (GO): ubiquitin-dependent protein catabolic process; protein deubiquitination
Cellular component (GO): cytoplasm
Molecular function (GO): cysteine-type deubiquitinase activity
Source: RefSeq, a predicted model, not a curated record
CCUCCUAGACUCUCUAACAAGCACUCGGAUAGUCACAGAGAUAAGAAUAAACGUAUCUACCAUGUCAUCUCCCAACCCCGCCGCCUCGAAAUGGAUCCCUCUCGAAGCCAGCCCAGACGUUUUUAAUCAGUGGGCCGCACCCCUAGGACUCCCCCAAAAUCUAGGGUUCCAAGACCUAUACUCCCUCGACCCGGAUUUCCUGCAAUACACCCCGAAACCGGUACAUGCGGUGUUGUUGUUGUUCCCUUCGAGGGGAAAGUUGGCAGAGGAGCGUAAGGCUGAGGAAGCGGCGGGGGAGUUGGGGUGGAAGGGCAGGGAGGAUGAGGAGGGGGAUGGGCAGGGACAAGGGGGGGUUUGGUGGAUCAAGCAGACGACAGCUAACGCAUGCGGCUCCAUCGGCCUGCUCCAUUCCCUCCUGAACCUCCCCCCCAGUACCACCACCUCAAUCUCCCCCGACUCCCCCUUAUCGACCUUUAAACUCCAAUCACUCCCCCUCUCCCCCCUAGCCAGAGCGAAGUUGUUAGAUGAGACCCCGUUUUUUGAGACGGCCCAUCAGAACAGCGUGGCGGCGGGCCAGAGCCGGGUUCCGGAGGGGGUGGAGGAGAGGGAGACUGAUUUGCAUUUUAUUGCGUUUGUCAAAGGGGGGCAUGCGGAUGGGUCGGAACAUAUCGUCGAACUCGAUGGAGGUCGGGAAGGACCCCUCGAUAGGGGCAAAACUACGGGGGAGACGUUCUUGGAGGACGUCGCCAAGGUCGUGCAAGAGAAAUACAUCGAUCGGGCCGAGGGAGAUGUGAAUUUCAACUUGAUCACCUUGGGAGCCGUAGGGGAGCAGUAACGAACCGGAAUCGAUCGUUGGUAGCAGCACACAUGGGGGAUAGCUGGGUGUAAGACGAAAGAAGUUGUUCGGAUGGGCUCAUCGUUGUUGGCGGCGAUGUGAACGGGGUGAUUGGGUCAGACGAACCCUUGAUACACGAUUUUACGAUGGUAUGGUUUACUGGCGGUCUUCCGGACGAUGUUCGAUCCGGCGUUCCUGUCCGUGUACCUCAUCUAGGCCGGACCGGUAGCUCAUCAUUCGAAUCUUUUCUGCACUGGUUGUCUCCAGUCUGCCAGUAUAUUGUUGAAACCGAAGCCAACCUCUAUUGGCGUGCGCGUGCGGUAAUCGGUCAUUUUGCGAUGAAAACCUUUGCCGUAUUAGCAUGGAAAGACUGCGCGAGCCUGAUCGGAAACCUCUACCAUACCUCUUUGUACAUCAAUUAUGUUUCCGUCUGUGUAAAGAUCUUCACGGCUAC